Molecule: messenger RNA, 2829 nt
Organism: Truncatella angustata
Lineage: Eukaryota; Fungi; Ascomycota; Sordariomycetes; Amphisphaeriales; Sporocadaceae
Product: Thiolase, N-terminal domain-containing protein
Exons: 2
Coding region: 1-2829 (942 amino acids)
Biological process (GO): phenylacetate catabolic process; fatty acid beta-oxidation
Cellular component (GO): peroxisome
Molecular function (GO): acetyl-CoA C-acyltransferase activity
Source: RefSeq, a predicted model, not a curated record
AUGGCUAUGCCUAUGGCCGCAACUCUCUCGCAACAGUCCAUACCCUCGACCGAGGCCCCUCCCUCGCCGCUUGAUCCUGCCUCUUCCUUCAAGACAGAGCUCAACGAUGAUCGCCCUGUCUCUCCUCGCGUCAUUCCCUCUUCUCUCACCCCACCGCCCUCCUCGCAGCCCUCGCAACCCAACGGUGCUGCAGGUCACCCUCUAGGCUACCUCGCUUCGCAACAUAGGUCCUCGGCCAGUAUGUUCUCUCCCCCAGCCACCACUGCUGCUCGCGUCUCCCGCCAUGGACAGCAAGCCCCGGCCGAAUAUGCCCCACCUACCGGCGAUCAGAUCGCCGACGCAUCUGCUGACGACCUGCGCCGCAUGCUGCACGCUUCCUUGGGCGAGAAUGCCCGUUUGAAGAUGGAGACGGCCCACCAUAAGCUUCAGUACAACUUGCUGAGCAUGCAGGCCGAUGAGGAGGCCAAAAGGGCUGUCGUCGAACACGACAUGACCCGCCGCGAGGUAGAGGUCCUCCGUGUCGCUGAGAGCGCGCGCCAGGUCCGCAGAGAAGUCAGUGCAGCCGCCGAGAACACCCAAGUCAAGUAUAUUCAGCUCAAGGCUACCUACGAUCUGGCCAUGAACGACAUGGAUGGCUUGAGGAAGCGUGAGAAGAACUUCAAAAAGGUACUUCAACAGAAGGAGGACGAGAUCAUUGCCCUGACCGACGAGCGCUAUCUGCUCCUAAGGCGAAUCCGAGAAAACCGCGAGCAUUUUCACAUGCUUUGCAGCCCUGGCGGAGCCUUUCAUGGCGCCCUGACACCCAAGCUGGCCCCUGCCGUGGCUACCCCCCAGCAACAUCGCACCACGCCGAGACAGACCCCCAGGUCUCAUCGCCGCGAGCAUGACCACCACCAGAUCGGCUUCCAAGUCCUUCUAGAGGCGCUCAGUCAAGACAACAACAGCGCCCCCUCCACACCCACGAGCGCUCACCGACCAGCCCCUCGCAUGCUGCCCAAGCACACCCGCGGGGCCCAGUCCAUGUCCUCUCUGCCAACAACCCCAAUGGCAAAAUCCCGAGGCGACCACGCCGCUUUGCUGCCUUCCAUAGACCUCAUACCUCGAACCGAGCCGCCUCAUCGUUUUACUACGAAUCGCUUCGUCCCCGAUGCACAGCACACCCAACGAAAGAGCAGGGAGAGCACCAUCUCGGCCGAUGACAACAACGAGGAACUCGCUCGUGCUGCCCUGAACAUGGCUGCCGUCAACCGCUCCAUCAUCUCGAACCCCUCCCAGAAAUCUCUUUCUCACUCCCAUCACCGGCAAGCCGAGGAGGAUGUAUAUGAAAGCCAGGCGAGUCAAGCAGCUUCGGAAAUGCUGCGCCGUGAUCCUCGAGGGGGCUUCGACGAGGUGGCAAGCUCGGUUGACUCGCGAGAUGCCACCCCAGCACCAGCCGAGAAGAGUGCCAAGCUCCAAGCCAAAAUCUUUGCUCCGAUCAACAAGGCAGCCCCGGCCGCGGAGAAGCGCAAGUACAACGGACAGGCAGAAUAUGCAGAUAGCAGUCGCGAGCCUCUCCCAAGCCCAGCGAAGAAGAUGAGGUUCGCACCAGGAAGUGCUGAUGCUCACAGGGCACCCUCAGACAUCGUCAUACUUUCCGCCUUGCGGACGCCCGUCUGCCGUUCCUAUCGGGGACAGCUGAAGGACGCCUACCCCGAAGAGCUCCUGUCCGUCGUCCUCCGAGCCACACUCGACGCGAACCCGAAUCUCCCUCCCGAGGCCGUCUCCGAUGUAGCCGUAGGCGUCGUCCUCUCCGAGCUCGGCGGCUCCAAGGCCGCGCGCAUGGCCAUGAACCACGUCGGGUUCCCCAACUCGACCUCGCUGUACACGGUCAACCGGGCCUGCUCGUCGUCGCUGCAGAGCGUCGCCCUGGUCGCCUCGCAGCUGCGGACGGGCAUGAUCGAGGGCGCGGGCAUCGCCGCCGGCAUGGAGAGCAUGACGCGCAACUACGGCAGCCGCGCCAUCCCCGUCGACCUGUGGCCCGAGCUCCGCGACAGCCCCAGCCAGCACGCCAGGGACUGCAUCAUGCCCAUGGGCCUCACCUCCGAGAACGUCGCCGAGCGCUACGGCGUCGGCCGCAAGGAGCAGGACGAGUUCGCCGUCGAGUCCCACCGCCGCGCCGCCAGGGCCCAGCAGGACGGCGCCUUCGACCGGGAGAUCGUCAGCGUCAGGACCCGCUUCCAGGAGGUCGACAAGCAGGGGAACAAGGUCGGCGAGGAGAAGACCAUCGAGGUCACAAAGGACGACGGCAUCCGGGCCAACGCGACCUACGAGGGCCUCGCCAAGCUCAAGCCCGCCUUCAAGCCCGACGGCGCCAGCACGGCCGGCAACUCGUCGCAGGUGAGCGACGGCGCGGCCGCGACGCUGCUGAUGAAGCGAAGCACCGCCACGGAGCUGGGGUUGACCUCGAGCAUCAUCGGCAAGUUUGUCGGCGCCACGACCGUCGGCUGCAAGCCCGACGAGAUGGGUAUCGGCCCCGCGUUGGCGAUUCCGAAGCUGCUGGGUCAGUUCGGCAUCGAGAACAAGGACGUCGACCGCUGGGAGCUCAAUGAGGCCUUCGCCAGCCAGGCCAUCUACUCUGUCAGGGAACUGGGGCUCGAGAAGGAUUGGGAGCAGGGCAAGGUCAACCCUGACGGCGGUGCCAUCGCGCUGGGCCACCCUCUGGGUGCGACCGGCGCUAGGAUGACGAGCACGUUGCUACACGGACUGGGCCGCACUGGUGGCGAGGUCGGUGUGGUCAGCAUGUGUGUUGGCACUGGUAUGGGCAUGGCUGGUCUGUUCGUGCGAGAAUAG